Molecule: messenger RNA, 1969 nt
Organism: Camponotus floridanus (Florida carpenter ant)
Lineage: Eukaryota; Metazoa; Arthropoda; Insecta; Hymenoptera; Formicidae
Gene: Tsp26A
Product: tetraspanin-5
Exons: 10
Coding region: 477-1412 (311 amino acids)
Biological process (GO): protein localization to plasma membrane; protein maturation
Cellular component (GO): membrane
Source: RefSeq, a predicted model, not a curated record
GUGGUCGCGACUUGCUGGCAGUCUCGUUGAUCCGGCUGCGAGCAGUGCGCGCCGUGACGUGACAAUGGCGGCAGUCGUAAUUGCGGUACGGUGCGUUGCUGCGAUCAGCUGAUUGACCGAGCCCGAGAGAGAAAGAGAGAGAGAGCGAGCGAGCGAGCGAGAGAGCGAGAUAAAAGACGCGCGCGGGCGUUCCGAAAAAGGAGCCGACCGAGGUAGAGGCUGAAAGAGAGGCCCCUCGCGCAAGAUCGUCUCGUCGCUGGCCAUGUCGUUGCUCUCGUGAUCAACUCGUAGGUGGUGUGCUCCUAGUUUCCUCGCGUAGUAUAUGAAUUAUACAGUGUGUCCCCUCGCCGCCUCCGCGGCGGCUCCGUAAUUCCCUCCGUUGUCGCCACGCGUUUACCGUCCGUUCCCGGUGUGUUGUGUCUGUGUGGCGCGUAUGCGAGGAGUUCGCACGAUCGGUAGAUAAAUGUCUCUCAGCCAUGCCCGCCGUGCGGAAGUAUCGAAGGGAUACCAGCGAGGUGAGCUGCUGCCUCAAGUACGUGAUCUUUGGAUUUAACGUCAUGUUCUGGUGGCUCGGUUUGGGCAUCAUGGCAGUGGGCGUCUGGGCAUGGACCGAAAAGGACACCUUCAACAACCUGUCUCGCCUCACGAACGUCGCACUCGAUCCAGCAUUUAUCCUUAUUCUAGUCGGUACAGUGACAUUUAUCAUCGGUUUCACGGGAUGCGUCGGCGCGUUAAGGGAGAACACAUGCCUCCUAGCUGCGUACGCGAUAUUUCUGGCUCUAUUACUGCUGAUGGAAAUGGGUGCUGGUGUCCUAGGAUUUAUCUUUAAAGAUUGGAUAAAGUCACAAGCUACGGGAGGCUUCCAAGCAUUUAUCAUCCACUAUCGUGAAGAUCCUGAUCAGCAGAAUCUCAUCGACUGGAUUCAAGAAGACUGGUUGCAAUGUUGCGGUAUUGAGGGCCCAAAGGAUUGGGACCGCAACAAUUAUUUCAAUUGUUCGUCGAGCGACAUCGGCUCGAGGGAAGCGUGCGGCGUGCCUUUUAGCUGUUGCAAGCGAAAACCUAAUGAAAUUAUUAAAAAUAAACAAUGCGGCUACGACGUUAGAAAGCCUAGUUAUACGGGAGAGAGGAGUAUAUUCGAGCGGGGUUGUCUAAGAGCGGGCGAGGAGUGGCUAGAAUUGAACCUCGUACCCGUCGCUGGUGCUGUGGUCUGCACCAUGAUUUUGCAGAACUUUGAGGUCGCCAAAGUGAUUUACGAAAAAGGUUGCAUACAGGCCGGCGAAGAGUGGAUGGAGCGUAAUCUCCUCGCGAUUGCCAGCGGUGUGGUUGGUACGGCAUUCGCUCAGAUUCUGGGAAUCUGCUUCGCGCAAAAUUUGCGCGCGGAUAUAUUCGCGCAAAAGGCAAAGUGGCAUUGACAAUCGCGUGCCCCCACGGCAGUCUAGCAUCUUGUCUUUAUAGAUGCUAACCGGCUACGUUGAUCGAGUUACAAGACCUCGACACGGACUUGGAGCUUCGGCGAGCGGACCAAUUGAAACUUCCUUUGGAUGAAGAGAAAACAUAAAUCCCUUCGAGAGAUUUUCACGGCGAUCGAGGCAAAAAAAAUCGUCAGACGGGUGAUGCCAAUACGCCUGUUAUCUUUGCGAUUCUUCGACGAUAAUCAAAUUUGCCGAUAACUUUACGUUCGUGCCGCUCAAAUCCUUCGACUUGUAAACAUCCGAGAAACUUCGCAAUUGCACGCGACGAUUCCCGUCCUACUCUUUCUAUACCAUUCAAUCGAUUAACUCGCUGAUUAUAUGUCGGAUAACGAGAGAAAUUGAUUGUUUUCGAAGUUCAUUCUUAUCUGCCGCGCGUUAAUUAAUUUUGUUCGUAGAUGGAUUUCUUAUCGUAAAUAGAUUUGGAGCAAUCUUCCAAAAUAGUGACAGAUUUUGCAAAUAUAUUUAUAGCCGCAUUAUUUGGCAUUUCGUAGAAAUUA